AGUGAACUUAAAGCGGCAAGCGGAAGCGACGCCUGACCAACUGCUUACUCUACAGAGUACGUAUGCAAUCCCCGUUACUUCCGCUCCGCGCCACAUGUGUCAGGCUUCAGUCUUCCUUUGUGUUGCGCGCUUGAACCGGCGAGGAAGUCCCUAAACGAUAAUGUCUCAUACCGAGGCUGCUCGUACAGACUCCUUGGGUGAACAGGAAACUCGGGGUGAUGUAGAGACCGAUAAAAAGGCCAAAAACAGACGACCUGCAAAUACUGCUUUUCGGCAACAGCGCCUGAAAGCCUGGCAGCCUAUCUUAACACCAAGGAGUGUGUUACCUUUGUUUUUUGUCGUUGGUGUUAUUUUUGCACCCAUUGGCGGCCUUCUCUUGUGGGCAAGCUCAGAGGUACAAGAAAUUGUGAUAGAUUACUCUGAGUGUGCUGAUAAAGCACAACGGACCCCUGUCCCAAUCCCAGACAAAGUCAAAUCGUCUUUCAAAUCGUCCAAUCAGCAGCCUAAUCCGACUUGGAUGAAAUACAGAGAUGAAAAGACGAACGAGACCAUUUGUCGCUUGAGUUUCAAGAUCCCAGAGAACAUCGAACCUCCUGUGUUUAUGUAUUAUCGCCUGACAAACUUCUACCAAAACCAUCGGCGAUACGUGAAAUCGCUAGAUAUAGACCAGCUUAAAGGAAAGGCAGUCGACAAUAAAACUAUUGAUGGCGGUUCAUGUGACCCACUCAAGCUUGAUGACAGCGGCAAAGCAUACUAUCCAUGUGGACUUAUCGCUAACUCCAUGUUCAACGAUACAAUAAAAAGCCCCGAGCUUUUGAACGAUGGAAAUGACGAUGAUCCUGUAGUAUACGUCAUGACUAAUAAGGGCAUCGCAUGGGAUAGCGAUAAGGAACUUAUUAAAACCACGCAGUACAAACCAGGACAGGUUGUCCCCCCUCCGAAUUGGCAGGCCCGCUAUCCGCAUAAUUACACCACAGAGAUUCCCGAUCUCCACGAUAAUGAGGAAUUCAUGGUUUGGAUGAGAACAGCUGCAUUGCCUAACUUCAGCAAACUGUCCCGGAGGAAUGAUACCACCGCAAUGUCACCAGGCACUUACCAAUUGGACAUCGCAGAUCACUUUCCAGUUACAGAGUAUGGGGGAACAAAGUCAAUACUCAUAUCUUCCCGGACUGUAAUUGGUGGGCAGAACCCUUUCAUGGGUAUUGCAUAUGUUGUUGUUGGCGGUCUAUGCGUCCUUCUUGGGGCGCUUUUUACUAUUGCUCAUCUAGUGCGGCCCAGGAAGCUUGGAGAUCACACUUACUUGACCUGGAAUAACGAGCAGGAAGGUAGCGCCAUAGCAACCGGGAGAGAUAAUAGGUUUGGGCCGACCACCCAUUAAAUAAUACGUGUUUUCCAACCGACCCCACCGUGCGUUAUUGUACAUGAUUGAGUUCCAUGCAAUCAUCUAUGGUUCCUGAGAAACCAUGCGUCAUAGUUCGAGGCGUCUGUGGCUGGAGUUCCUUGUGGUGUCUGUUAAAUUUAAGCGGCCCUCCCCUUACUUAACUGUUGGUAUGACUGCUUUUGUUGCGACACUAGUGUCACCUGGAGUGGGUGUGUCAUCAGAGCAAGAGGCCACCUGUUUACGAAGACUGAUCUAACGACGGUUGUCGCCAGAU
This is a messenger RNA of Aspergillus pseudonomiae, 1655 nucleotides long. Its product is annotated as CDC50/LEM3 family protein. Gene Ontology annotation, cellular component: plasma membrane; endoplasmic reticulum; Golgi apparatus. The transcript has 7 exons. The record is from RefSeq and is a predicted model, not a curated record. The coding region runs from base 161 to 1378 and encodes 405 amino acids. NCBI's taxonomy places the organism in Eukaryota, Fungi, Ascomycota, Eurotiomycetes, Eurotiales, Aspergillaceae.